AUGCCCCGUUCUUCUCGCACAGGUGAAUUGAUAUACGACGCGGAGGUUGAGAAGGCAGCGCGUAAGCGGAGGCAAGAGACCAAGAGACGAAAAGAAGGGCACUUAUUUAUUGCAAACGAGCCAGUAGAAGACGAAAUAAGCAUGGCCAACACCCAAACAUUGAGGGAGUUGGCUGCCCCGGAGCUGACUCACCAGUCCUUAUGCAUCACAUUCCCCGCCUUGGCUGAGAAUACUGCUUUCGAACUGAAGUCGGGGUUGAUUCAACUCUUACCUUAUUUCCAUGGUCUCUCUGGCGAAGAACCCCACAAGCACGUAAAGGAGUUCGAGGUGGUUUGCUCUAGUAUGAAACCUCCUGGGGUCACUGAAGAGCAAAUUAGACUGAGAGCCUUUCCGUUCUCUCUCAAGGAUGCAGCUAAAGAUUGGCUGUACUACCUACCAGCAGGUAGUAUUACCACAUGGGCACAGUUGAAAAAGAAAUUUUUGGAAAAAUUCUUCCCUACAUCCCGGGCUGCGAGUUUGAGGAAGGAGAUCUGCGGCAUUAAACAAUAUCCCGAUGAGUCCUUGUAUGAAUACUGGGAAAGGUUUAACAAGUUGUGCACUAGAUGCCCGCAGCAUCAAAUUAGUGAGCAACUGUUAAUCCAAUACUUCUAUGAAGGGCUCCAAUCAACAGAUAGGAGUAUCAUUGAUGCUGCGAGUGGUGGGGCACUUGCAAACAAGACACCGAGGGAAGCGUGGGAGCUCAUCGAAACCAUGGCAGAGAACUCCCAGCAAUUUGGCUUACGUGAGAGCAACCCUCCCCGUAGAGUCAACGAGGUGGAGACGUCAUCCCUCCAGCAGCAGAUAUCGGAGCUAACAUCCGUUGUUCGACAAUUAGUGGUGGGAAAUGUGCCCCAAGUAAAGGCCUGUGGAAUCUGCACAAAUAUGGGCCACCAUACUGACUUAUGCCCUAUAUUGCAAGAGGAAGGGGCUGAGCAAGUGAACAUGGCUGGAGGCGUGCCCGCGCCUCGGAGGCAAUACGAUCCAUACUCCAACACGUACAAUCCGGGUUGGAGAGAUCACCCCAAUUUCAGCUAUGGAAAUAGGCCACAAAAUGCAUUCUCCAAUCGUCCACCAGGAUUUCAGCAACCAUGGCAACCGAAACCGCAACUCUCAUCCUCCAACACAGGGAGUUCCUUGGAGGAUAUUGUCAAGAGCCUAGCCACGACUACCGCCCAGCUCCAGCAAGAGACCAGGUCAUUGACCACAAAUAUGGCUCAACUCCAGCAAGAAACUAGAGCUUUAACCAUGAGCACCAAUCAGUUCCAGCAGGACACAAAAUCAGGUAUGAAGGAUAUGGAGGCUCGAAUAAGCCAUAUGGCAAUUGCUAUCAACCGUUUGGAGUCCCACGUUUAUGGGAAACUGCCAUCGCAAUCCGAGGUAAAUCCCAGGAAUGUACCCAAAUACGCAAAUUUCUUGAAAGACUUGUGCGUUAACAAAAGAAAGCUAAGGGGUGAUGAAAGAGUGAUGGUAGGAGAGAAUGUAUCAGCUGUGCUUCAAAGGAAACUCCCACCCAAAUGCGGAGAUCCGGGUAUGUUUGCUAUCCCCUGUAAGAUUGGUCAUUCUGGUGUCAAAAAUGCCAUGAUAGAUUUAGGGGCUUCUAUUAACGUGAUGCCUAAGUCAAUCUAUGAUUCCCUAAAUUUAGGACCUUUAAAAGAAAUGGGGAUAAUAAUUCAAUUAGCUGAUCGCACAUGUGCUUAUCCGGAUGGGAUAGUUGAGGAUGUUUUAGUGCAAGAAAUUGGCAGCUAG
Messenger RNA from Coffea arabica (coffee), 1785 nucleotides. RefSeq lists its product as uncharacterized. Lineage: Eukaryota; Viridiplantae; Streptophyta; Magnoliopsida; Gentianales; Rubiaceae. The record is from RefSeq and is a predicted model, not a curated record.